Molecule: messenger RNA, 549 nt
Organism: Sarcophilus harrisii (Tasmanian devil)
Lineage: Eukaryota; Metazoa; Chordata; Mammalia; Dasyuromorphia; Dasyuridae
Gene: MRPS18C
Product: mitochondrial ribosomal protein S18C
Exons: 6
Coding region: 62-493 (143 amino acids)
Biological process (GO): mitochondrial translation
Cellular component (GO): mitochondrial small ribosomal subunit; ribosome
Molecular function (GO): small ribosomal subunit rRNA binding; structural constituent of ribosome
Source: RefSeq, a predicted model, not a curated record
UUUAAAGGCUUUUUUUUUUUUUUUUUUUUUGAGUGAGGCCGGGAAGGUUAUUAGGCUUGCCAUGGCGGUCCCAAUCGGUUCUCUUGCGCUUGGGAGGGAGAAGAUAAUCAUGCGUUUGGGAAGUGCUUGCAUUGGCCGCGCUUGCCGCGGGGUUCAGCCUGUUACAGUGCUUUGGAGAAGUUGUUCCCAGUAUAAACAGGUGGCCAAUAAUGAAGACCUGCCAGUUCCAAUGGAAAAUCCAUACAAGGAACCAAACAAAAAAUGUAUUUUGUGUGGAAAACCUGUAGAUUAUAAGAAUGUACAGCUUUUGUCUCAGUUUAUUUCUCCAUUCACUGGAUGCAUUUAUGGAAGACACAUAACAGGCUUAUGUGGGAAAAAACAGAGAGAGAUUACAAAGGCUAUUAAGCGGGCUCAGAUAAUGGGAUUUAUGCCAGUUACUUACAAGGAUCCUGCCUAUCUGAAAGAUCCCAAAAUUUGUAACAUCAAAUAUUGAGAAAAAAGCUAGUAUCAAUAAAAUUUAUUUGACAGAUUAUGUGUACUAUCAAUUGU